Messenger RNA from Bipolaris maydis ATCC 48331, 2157 nucleotides. RefSeq lists its product as uncharacterized. Gene Ontology annotation, molecular function: RNA polymerase II cis-regulatory region sequence-specific DNA binding; zinc ion binding; DNA-binding transcription factor activity, RNA polymerase II-specific. NCBI's taxonomy places the organism in Eukaryota, Fungi, Ascomycota, Dothideomycetes, Pleosporales, Pleosporaceae. Gene Ontology annotation, biological process: DNA-templated transcription; positive regulation of transcription from RNA polymerase II promoter by galactose. The record is from RefSeq and is a predicted model, not a curated record. Gene Ontology annotation, cellular component: nucleus.
AUGCCCACCAAGCCCGUGAAAGACAGCGACCGCCAGCGAUGUCUUCGAGCGUGCGCCAACUGCGCCCGCCGCAAGGAGAAAUGCUCGGGCCAGGUGCCGUGCACACGCUGCCUGCAGCGGCGUGUCGCAGCGUCGUGUCGCAUGUUCACGGGCGAAGCCGUCGUCCCAGCUGCGACGAGUUGCAGUCGCAGUCGCAGUCGAAGCCACACUCCGCCCCAAAACCGCAGGAAACGGAGCAACAGCAGUAGCAAUAGCACCAACAGUGAUACGAGCAACAGCAACAGCAACAGGAAGAGGAUCGGCGUCGGCGUCGACCUGCAACAAGACGGGGAACCGCCGCUGCCAUUAGACACCAACUACACACGCACACUCCGAAGUGCAGCUGGUGAACUCAUCUAUCUGGGCGAUACGGCCGAUUCCACCCUCCUCCAGGAUAUUCGACGUCUUGCUCAGGACGUCGUCGGCGAUUGCGACUUGGUCAACAACCCUCUCCAACAUGACAUGUCCGACCCCAUUCCACAAGGUCCUGCGCGAUGGAUGGAUUAUUUGACACAAGAGGGGCCCCCGAAACCAAGCCUGGAUGAGGCAAAGAGCCUCAUCAAAAAUUUCCUCUGGGUUACCACAAGCUUCCUCAACCUGUUCGACGAAAAGGACCUGGUACAGCCUCUUGCAGCUUGGACCACAGCACCAGUGGGCUGUAAGCAGCAUCUCGACCAGGAUACCAUUUACUUUCUCAUCUUCGCCAUCGCUGCACAAGCCGAUCCUACCGACAAGGACUCUCUUGCCGACAAGUACUUUGCCUACGGCCGCUAUCUUGUAGCCUGCCACUAUUCCGAGGAGCCAAGCGUUACGGCUGUUCAAUCCUACAUGUUGAUUGCAACAUUCCUUCUCGCCGCUGCUCGACGUGAUGCCGCAUUCAUGUACACUGGCCUUGCGGCUCGCGCCGCGUAUGCAUUGGGGAUCCACCAUGAUGAUGUCGCAGCCUCGUUUCCUACCCAUCAGCAGAGGAUCCGCCACAAACUGUGGAAGGCGGUGCAUGUUCUGGACGGUUACAUCAGCGUAACUUUGGGAAGGAAACCAGCAAGCCGCCAAACGUAUGAAGCAAUAGUCAGCAACUAUUAUUCCUCGUGCUCUGCUUUGUGUCGCAUCUUUCAAGAGAUUGUCGACGUCGUCUACUCGGCGCAACUGGUUUCGAGCGACACGUUACAAAAGAUCAGUAACUAUCAGCGAGAAUGGACAACUCGUCUCCGCGAGGGCUUGAAGCACGAUGAGAUUCCCGUCACUGACUUCAUUGGCACCAGUGGCCACAAAAGGCUAAACUUGAGCCUCUUAUUCAUCAAGUCUGGUUACUAUUGGUCAAUCAUUUUGUUAUCUCGCCCGUUCCUGGUCGACUUUGCCUCCUCAGUUGCUUCUGCGGCCGAGACAUCGUCUGUCCCCGCGUCCCCGCCACCACCUGCAGCCAAUCUCAUGAUAUCUGCCUGCGUUGCCUCAGCGAUACAUCUCAUCGAACUUUUCCAGAAGUUGACAAGCGUCAAAAGGCUGCCAAAAAGGCUCCCAUUUGUGGUCAAUUUGGUUCAUACAGCAUCUUUGGUUCUUGCUCUAUCCGUAUUCCUGGAUUUUGAUCGCCAGGUGCGGAUAAGUCGAUACCUGGAAGCGGCUCGGUCUAUCCUUGUCCUGUUCCGCACUCAUGACCCACUAGCAAACUGUAAUGUGAUCAUCAACGAACGUUUGCAGCAAUGUUGCAAUUCCUACAUCGAGAAGAGAGAACAGAAAAGCUUUGAUCGCCAAGGCCAGCUCGUUGCUUCGUACUUUGGGAGUCUGGAAGAGCCCGAGACGCUGAAUAUUGACGCAGCCUCCUUCCCAUUUCCCAAGGGCGAAGAGAGCAGUACCAUCAGCGAUCUGUUCGGCAGCGAUUACGAUUUUGUGGUAUCAAACGACCCUACAAUAUCGCUCCUGGAUGCUCCGCAAUUUUCUAUAGGGGAUCAAAAGGCUCAAUCCGCUCCAACAAUUGCACCAGACCCCUACGACCUCCUCUUCCCUCCCGGCGACAGCCUUUUUACAUCUCAUGGUACCAGUUUUCCCCCGCUUGUUACCUUUGAUACACUUGACACACUUAUCGACAUAGCAUAUACAGCACACCAAUUUCCUCGUGAGUGA